This is a messenger RNA of Trichoderma aggressivum f. europaeum, 1236 nucleotides long. RefSeq lists its product as uncharacterized. The record is from RefSeq and is a predicted model, not a curated record. The transcript has 2 exons. Gene Ontology annotation, biological process: protein histidyl modification to diphthamide. Bases 1 to 1236 code for a protein of 411 amino acids. NCBI's taxonomy places the organism in Eukaryota, Fungi, Ascomycota, Sordariomycetes, Hypocreales, Hypocreaceae. Gene Ontology annotation, cellular component: cytoplasm. Gene Ontology annotation, molecular function: protein binding; diphthine methylesterase activity.
AUGGAAGAACUGACCCCCAUCGCAUCGCUGCAAUCACUGGUCUUGGACCUCCCGCCUAGCUGUGCUGAAUUCUGCCCCGCGCAUCCUGAGUAUUUGGUGGUGGGAACAUACAACUUGCAAAAGGACGACGCCGAGCCAGCACCGGCACAAGAGGAGGAUCAGAAUGAUAAUUCAGCAGCUCCCAAACCACAGAAUAGAAACGGCAGCCUCAUCGUUCUCAAGGUGAAGGGCGACGACGUAUCGAUAGUGCAGACCGUAAUGCAGCCGUCUGCUCUGCUGGACCUCCGCUUCUACCAGGAUGUGCCAGAGUAUCAGAACAUCUUGGCAGUGGUGUCCAGCACUGGAACCCUUGCCAUGUUCAAAUUCGACCCGCUCAGAGACGCCAGCGCGCCAUUGCAGCACUUGGCUACGAGCAGGUGUGAGGAUCUCGACGACGACGUCCUCUUUCUGCAGUGUAACUGGCAUCCGGUUGCGCGUAGGGUGAUUGGAGUCACCACCUCUACCGGAUUGGCCAGGAUGUUGUUACUGGAUGAUGAGUGGAAGAUAGCAAAAUCUGCCGAUGUGGACAUUCAGAACUCUCUCGAGGCUUGGUGCAUAGCUUUCUCCCCUACAAGCGCUUCAUCACAUGCAACGAACCAACCCAUCUCAGUCUACUGUGGUGGGGACGACUCCAUGCUUCGAUAUACGACCUGUCACUGGCAAGAGGAAGGGGAUCAAGAUGAGCCAUCGUCAACCCUAGACACGCCGUUUGGCUCCAUAACAGUGAAGGGGCAGCACGAUGCAGGAGUAACUGCAAUUUUACCCCUGUCGCUAUCAACUCAGGAUCAGGGUAGAAUAGUCGUCACUGGAAGCUACGAUGACCACUUGCGAGUCUUUGCCAUUCAUGAUCUUCAUCAUUCGUAUGGCCUAAAGCGCGUGCAACUGCUAGCGGACGCGAACCUUGGAGGCGGGGUGUGGAGGUUGAAGCUGGUGGAUAUCCGGACAGCGGGAGGCUCGACGAGGAUACGAAUCCUGGCAUCUUGCAUGUAUGCCGGAGCAAGGCUCGUUGAGAUCGUGGCAGACGCCAAUGGACAGGGUUGGGCCUGUGAGGUCUUGGCCCGAUUCGAACAGCACAAAAGCAUGAAUUAUGCUUCGGAUGUUGUGCCAUCGCCAGCAGAGGAUGGGAGGAUGCGCGUUGUCUCGACCAGCUUUUAUGAUAAGCUGCUCUGCCUGUGGGAGCAUGAGCCGCGGCAGUAA